UGUUUAGGAAUCACCACAUUCAUUCACCUCUCUGUCUCAAACCUUUGACCAUGUUGGGCCAGUUCUCCCCUGGUGAUCCCUACAGUGCUCUGUCCACCACACCGCCCUGGGAUCCAGCACACCUGCUUCAGCCCUUCCGCUUCCGCUCACGAACUGAGCCCAUAGACUGGAGGCGUCUCUCCGCUCUUGACGUGGAACGUGUUGAGCGAGACAUGGAUGUCGAUGUGCUUCAGAAUUUCAUUACGACUGUAACGUUCUGUGCUGUGGAGGGCGAGCGGUGUCCAAACUGUCGAGGACCUGCUGACCCUUCUUUGAUCAAACUGCUUCGUAUGUCUCAGCUGAGUACUGAGUACCUGCUGCACUGCCAGGACAUGCUGAGCGCUCAGCUGUCAGGACUGGAGGAGCGUCUGCAGGCGGCACUCUCUCUAGUCCAGCGAGGAGAAGAACAGCGAACUGAACUUGAAAAAAAUGUGCAGGAAGCCAAACAGGAGAAUCGACGGAGAAAGAAAUUGAUCACCACUCAACAGCUCCUCCUGCAGACCAGUGCUAAUAAUUAUCACAAGUGCCAGUUCUGUGAAAAAUCAUUUGUCAACUACUCUUACUUACAAGCACAUGUUCAACGACGACAUCCUGAAGUCACAGAUGCAGAGAAACAAAAGAAGAGGAAGGUAGAAGAGAUGGAAGAUAGGAUAGAAGAGCUGAAGGAGAAACUGAAAUUGACACAGAUGCAGCUACAGACGGCGAGAGAAACCGAAAGUUUGAGACAUCAGCAGUGGUAG
Sinocyclocheilus grahami is the source of this 779-nucleotide messenger RNA. Its product is annotated as zinc finger protein DZIP1L-like. Gene Ontology annotation, biological process: cilium assembly. Bases 51 to 779 code for a protein of 242 amino acids. The transcript is spliced from 4 exons. The record is from RefSeq and is a predicted model, not a curated record. NCBI's taxonomy places the organism in Eukaryota, Metazoa, Chordata, Actinopteri, Cypriniformes, Cyprinidae. Gene Ontology annotation, cellular component: ciliary basal body; cytoplasm.